Messenger RNA from Argentina anserina (silverweed cinquefoil), 1206 nucleotides. Its product is annotated as glucan endo-1,3-beta-glucosidase, basic vacuolar isoform. Gene Ontology annotation, biological process: carbohydrate metabolic process. Gene Ontology annotation, cellular component: plasma membrane. The transcript is spliced from 2 exons. The record is from RefSeq and is a predicted model, not a curated record. Gene Ontology annotation, molecular function: hydrolase activity, hydrolyzing O-glycosyl compounds. NCBI's taxonomy places the organism in Eukaryota, Viridiplantae, Streptophyta, Magnoliopsida, Rosales, Rosaceae. The coding region runs from base 19 to 1119 and encodes 366 amino acids.
AAAAACCAAACCAGCUAGAUGGCCAUGUUUACUGUAUCUCUUUCAUUCACGACUAGCAUCAUGUUUCUUUUGGGACUCCUGGUUACAAUCCUUUCUAUACCAGGUGCUCAAUCAGUAGGUGUUUGCUAUGGAAUGUUGGGCAACAACCUCCCCUCUCACUCGGAAGUCAUAUCUCUCAUGAAAUCAAACAAUUUCGAUCGCACAAGACUCUAUGAACCAAACCACGCUGCUUUUGAAGCUCUCCGAGGCUCCAACAUCGAACUCAUCCUCGGUGUCCCAAACUGGCAACUUCGGGAUUUCGCUGUCAACCCCUCCAGUGCCCAAAACUGGGUACAAACAAAUGUCCUCAACUUCUACCCUAGCGUCAGAAUCAAGUACAUUGCCGUUGGAAAUGAAGUAAGCCCCGUCAACGGAGACACAUCUCUGGCUGAGUUCCUCCUCCCCGCCAUGCAGCACGUGUACCAGGCAGUCAGAGCAGCCAACCUACAUGACCAGAUCAAGGUCUCUACCGCCAUUGAUACGACCUUAAUAGGAGUCUCUUACCCUCCAUCAGCUGGCGCGUUUCGCGACGACGUGAGAGGCUAUUUGGAUCCAAUUAUCGGCUACUUGGUUUAUGCUCAAGCACCACUGCUUGCUAACAUCUACACAUAUUUUAGUUAUGCCUAUAACCCUACAGACAUCUCUCUUCCUUAUGCCUUGUUCACUUCGCCUUCGGUUGUUGUUUGGGACGACGGUAAAGGAUACCAAAACCUGUUUGACGCGAUGCUGGAUGGAUUGUACUCGGCUCUUGAGAGGGCUUGGGGUGGUUCUCUGGAGGUUGUCGUGUCCGAAAGCGGAUGGCCAUCGGCAGGUGCCUUUGGAACGUCUCCUGAGAAUGCUGGGACUUAUUACUCCAAAUUGAUUCAGCAUGUGAAAGGGGGCACCCCGAAGAGGCCUGGUAAAGCCAUAGAGACUUACUUGUUUGCCAUGUUUGAUGAGAACCAGAAAAAUCCAGAGCUGGAGAAACACUUUGGCGUUUUCUACCCAAAUAAACAGCCAAAGUAUCGGCUCAUGAAUUUCGAGGGAGGAAGAUUGGAAACUCAGUAUAAUGCUACCAGUUCUCUCAAGAGUGAUAUGUAAUAAUAGCAUUGGUGGAACCCCUGGAUCCGUAUUUUUAAUUUUGUGUGCAUGUGUUUAGUUGAAAUAAAUUAAUGAGAGAACAUGCUU